Messenger RNA from Sorghum bicolor (sorghum), 3457 nucleotides. RefSeq names its product aspartic proteinase nepenthesin-1. The transcript has a single exon. NCBI's taxonomy places the organism in Eukaryota, Viridiplantae, Streptophyta, Magnoliopsida, Poales, Poaceae. The record is from RefSeq and is a predicted model, not a curated record. Gene Ontology annotation, cellular component: extracellular region. Bases 733 to 2079 code for a protein of 448 amino acids.
AUAUACCGUAGAGUAGUACAUUUACAUGGAAUAGAAAUAAAUAAAAAAAAUCACUAAACAACGGCUGUUUUCUUUAAAACAUUCAUCCUACAUCCUACUUUACUUUAAUUUACUUUAUUGCAUCCCUCAUCUUCUUUUUCUUCAUCUCCAAUUCUCCAUAUGUUCCCAAUGCUGCUGAUGAUCUCAUUUAGUACCAACAGAGGUGGAAAAUUUGCAGUCGAUGCCUGCACACGGUUCUUCGCCUACGUUCUUCUGAUUCAGUCAAUUUCCUGCAUCUGACCUGCUUUUGGACCACGACGGCGGCUGCUGCUUCCUCAAAAAGUGCCUAACAAUUAUCCAACGACCACAGGCCCCGUUCAAUUUAGUAGAGCCCUGUUUGAACACUUAUUGCCCACACGCCGAACAAAUAGGUCACCUAAUCCCUUAAAAAUUCAGCGCCCAUACAACCGUAGGCGACACCUUCUUGGCGUGAGCACGACAACAAAUUGCUAGCGCUGCAGACUGUUUCAUCUCUUCCCGGCAACUCACCAGCUGAGACCGGCACAAGAUGGCGGCUCUGACCUGGUACUAGAGGAGGCGAGGCUAGCUUAGAGCAAGCAAAGCCACAGUCCAUCCAUGGUCGCCUUAUAUGAAGCUGAUCACAUUUCUCGAUGCCAUUCCAUUCUUGCAUCCAUAAUCAUCCCAGCCACCACAUCUUGCAUUGCAUGCUCCUAGCUUGCCAUCACUAGAUCAAUGUCGUCAUCGACUUCACAAAUGGCAUCGCUCGCCGUGCUCGUCUUCCUGGUGGUCUGCGCGACGCUUGCCUCCGGCGCCGCCAGCGUCCGCGUUGGGCUCACGCGCAUCCACUCCGACCCCGACAUUACCGCGCCCGAGUUCGUGCGCGACGCACUGCGCCGCGACAUGCACCGGCAGCAGUCCCGGUCGUUGUUCGGCCGCGAGCUCGCCGAGUCCGACGGCACCACGGUGUCCGCGCGCACCCGCAAGGACCUGCCCAACGGCGGGGAGUACCUGAUGACGCUGUCCAUCGGCACGCCGCCGCUGUCGUACCCGGCCAUCGCCGACACGGGCAGCGACCUCAUCUGGACGCAGUGCGCGCCCUGCAGCGGCGACCAGUGCUUCGCGCAGCCGGCGCCGCUCUACAACCCGGCGAGCUCCACCACGUUCGGCGUGCUCCCCUGCAACAGCUCCCUGAGCAUGUGCGCGGGGGUGCUGGCGGGGAAGGCGCCGCCGCCCGGGUGCGCCUGCAUGUACAACCAGACGUACGGCACCGGGUGGACGGCGGGCGUGCAGGGCUCCGAGACCUUCACCUUCGGCUCGGCGGCCGCCGACCAGGCCCGCGUCCCCGGCAUCGCCUUCGGCUGCAGCAACGCCAGCAGCAGCGACUGGAACGGCUCGGCGGGGCUCGUCGGCCUGGGCAGGGGCAGCCUGUCGCUCGUCUCGCAGCUCGGCGCCGGCAGGUUCUCCUACUGCCUCACGCCGUUCCAGGACACUAACAGCACCAGCACGCUCCUCCUCGGCCCGUCGGCGGCGCUCAACGGCACCGGCGUCCGCUCCACGCCGUUCGUCGCUAGCCCGGCCAAGGCGCCCAUGAGCACCUACUACUACCUCAACCUCACCGGCAUAUCCCUCGGCGCGAAGGCGCUGUCCAUCUCUCCAGACGCCUUCUCCCUGAAAGCCGACGGCACAGGCGGCCUCAUCAUCGACUCCGGCACGACCAUCACCUCGCUGGUCAACGCCGCGUACCAGCAGGUCCGCGCCGCGGUGCAGUCCCUGGUGACGCUGCCCGCCAUCGACGGGUCGGACUCCACGGGGCUCGACCUGUGCUACGCGCUGCCGACUCCGACGUCGGCGCCACCGGCCAUGCCGAGCAUGACCCUCCACUUUGACGGCGCGGACAUGGUGCUCCCCGCGGACAGCUACAUGAUCUCGGGCUCCGGCGUCUGGUGCCUGGCCAUGCGGAACCAGACGGACGGCGCCAUGAGCACGUUCGGAAACUACCAGCAGCAGAACAUGCACAUCCUCUACGACGUCCGGAACGAGAUGCUGUCGUUUGCUCCGGCCAAGUGCAGCACUCUUUGACGAGACGAUACUUGUACAUAUAUACAGUUACUAAUAUAAGUAUGUGCAGCACAGGAUUCAUGGUUUUUUUAUACAGUGGAUUGUUAACCAAACACUCUAAUUCCAUUUUUGGAAACUGCAAUUUGUUCGGAAUGCUUUACCGAAUAGUCCAAAUGUGCCUUGAAAAAUACAUGAACGAGACAAUCGAUAUAUGGGUUUUGACAAGCAAAGAUGGAAUCGAUGACUGAAGUAGCCUACAUUGAUCUGGCAUUCAACUAUUGAAAAAUGAGAUUUGUUCAGAACUGUCAACCGAGCAUUCCAGAUGUAGCUUAACACUUACAUGAGUGAGACAUUCGAUACAUGCAAUGGGGGUUCAACAAGCAAACAUGAAAUCGAUGACUACUGAAGAAUACAUAGGUCCGACAAGGACAGAUGACCAAACGAUAUAAUAUAAUUCUUAACCUCCCUAAUCUGCAACCUAGUUGCUGUCAUAGGUCCCGUGCUAAGAGACGCUAUGCCACUCAAUUCAACCUUCCACUCUGACCCCGUCUUCUCUUCCUUUUGAAAGACACCCUCUGGGCUGGUUCGACAUUUUGGUUUGUCAUGACGUCCUGACUGGCUCUCUCCUCCUGCAAUAACGCGAAAAUCAGCUCCGAGUAUUUGCCAUAGUUUGCCAUCCUAUGCACCAGGUGGCGGAUACGCUGACUUGGCGGGAAGGUCGACAAAGUCUUCUCGAUCAUUUCUUCAUCUGUGAUUUCUUUGUCACACAGCUUCAGUUGAGAGACUAUGCGUCGUAGAGCCGAAUCAUAUGCAGUCACAGAGUCAAAAUUGCUGAAAUGCAGGCGGUCCCAGUCCAACUUCGCUCCUGGUAGCUCUACCGCCUUCAUCCUAUCAAAGUGAUCCUUCAAAGAUUGCCAUACAACAAGUGGAUCCCGUUCGAGCAUAUACUCGUUUUUGAAAUCUUCGUUCAGAUGGCGGCGGAUAUAAAACAGAGCCAGUGCCUUCUCCUGUUUACUGCAGUUGGAGCCUGAGACAAUUGUGUCUCUGAGAUUAUUCUGCGCUAAAUAAUUCUCAACAUUUCUGGCCCAUGUGAUGUGACAUAGUCUCUUCGGGCACCAAAUGGUAUGAGCCUGGGAAAGUCUGGUUGCACCAUGCUAGACAUGUGCCUACGAUACAUAAGAGAGAUUUAGGCUGUGUUGUUAUAUGAGGUGGUGCAUAAUGACAUCAUCCUAUGAAUUUAUAGUGGAAUAACUCACUCCUCAUGCAUAACCUAAUUAUUAGAUUUUGAAAAAAAACAAGUGGCAGGUAUAAAAAAAAUGUUGGAGGGACUGAACAUAUAUAACAGGGCACCAAACCAAUCUAAAUUCAUUACUUUGAAAUACAGCUGAUUAGUCUCCAG